AUGUUGCUGCUGAAAUUCCCUACGCCCUAUGGCACAGGCACAGUGCGCAGCGACCAACUUGGCGCUCGAAGCUGCUAUGCUUCAGCAGUGAAGUCCAGCAAUCGCCAACAUAGGGGUGAGGCCCUCGUAGUAACCCAGGCCCCAGCCCCACCUCGAGCUGGCACCAAGCGACCAGAAGACCCUAGGGAGGAGUCUGUCACCCAACAAGCCGAACCUAUGGAAGACCUUGAAUUGGUUACUCUUAAUGAGGACAUCCCGGAUCGGCAGGUUAGGAUCGGCACCUCCCUCUCACAAGAGCUUCGCUCUGAUCUUGUCGCCUUCCUCCGCCUUAACUCUGAGGUCUUCGCUUGGUCAUACAAUAACAUGCCUGGCAUAUCACCAGAUAUCAUCUCCCAUCCGAUAAGCAUUAACCCUACCGUCCAACCCGUUCGGCAGAAGCGUCGUGCUUAUGACUCGGAGCGGUAUGAGGCCAUAAGGGCAGAGGUGGAUAAGCUAAGUACCAUUGGAUUUAUCAAAGAGGUGGACUAUCCCACCUGGCUGGCUAAUGUGGUGAUGGUCCGCAAGAACAAAAAGGGCUAG
This is a messenger RNA of Prunus armeniaca (apricot), 579 nucleotides long. The record is from the annotation of a GenBank genome assembly. Lineage: Eukaryota; Viridiplantae; Streptophyta; Magnoliopsida; Rosales; Rosaceae.